Cyprinodon tularosa is the source of this 4328-nucleotide messenger RNA. Its product is annotated as insulin receptor substrate 2-like. Gene Ontology annotation, molecular function: insulin receptor binding; phosphatidylinositol 3-kinase binding. Gene Ontology annotation, biological process: insulin receptor signaling pathway. Gene Ontology annotation, cellular component: plasma membrane; cytosol. The record is from RefSeq and is a predicted model, not a curated record. The transcript has 3 exons. NCBI's taxonomy places the organism in Eukaryota, Metazoa, Chordata, Actinopteri, Cyprinodontiformes, Cyprinodontidae. The coding region runs from base 200 to 3385 and encodes 1061 amino acids.
UCACAUGUUGUUUUCCUCCAGCAUCAGAGCGGUCACUGAUCUACAAGCACUGCUGUUUUUUUUCUUUCUUUUACCGCAGCGUGCAUACACGGCAGUUGUGGAAUAAAUCGAACGGGUCACCUUAAGGUAUUUUCUUUUAACAGUGAGUGUUUUUAUUAUUAUUAUUAUUAUUAUUAUUAUUAUUAUUAAUUCUGGAGAAAUGGCAAGUCCUCCUGCAACGGGAGGACACCUGUUAUCUAAUGGGACGAGUGACUUGAAGAAGUGCGGCUACCUGCGGAAGCAGAAACACGGACACAGGCGCUUUUUUGUGCUGCGGGAGCCCACGGAGCGCAGCCCUGCUCGGCUGGAGUAUUAUGAAAGCGAGAAGAAAUGGAGAAACAAGUCCGCCGCCAAGCGCGUCAUCACUUUGGACUCUUGUCUGUGCGUAAAUAAACGCGCCGACGCCAAACACAAGUACCUCAUCGCCCUCUACACCAAGGACGAGUAUUUUGCUGUGGCUGCAGAAAACGAGCAGGACCAGGAGAGCUGGUAUACCGUUUUGAGUGAUUUAAUUGCAGAGAGCAAAGUGUUUGACAGCCCUGCUUCCACAUCCUCAUUAGUAGGCUUUGAGGAUACAACCUAUGGACAACUUUCCCCUGCAACAGCAGCCUAUAAGGAGGUGUGGCAGGUGAACUUAAAAUCCAGAGGCUUGGGUCAGAUCAAAAACCUCACCGGAGUGUAUAGGCUGUGUUUAUCCAGCCGAAACAUCAGCUUUGUCAAGCUGAACACUGAAACAGCAGCAGUCAAUCUCCAGCUCAUGAAUAUCAGGAGAUGUGGCCACUCGGACAGCUUCUUCUUUAUAGAGGUGGGCAGAUCUGCAGUCACAGGGCCAGGGGAAUUUUGGAUGCAGGCAGAGGAUUCGGUGGUAGCUCAGAACAUCCAUGAGACCAUCUUAGAGGCGAUGAAGGCCAUGAAGGAGCUCUCUGAGUUUAGACCGAGGAGCAAAAGCCAGUCUGCCAGCACAAACCCAAUUUCUGUGCCUUCCCGGCGCAACCUCAACAACCUCCCCCCAAGUCAGACCGGCCUGGUUAGGAGAUCCAGAACAGACAGCAUGGCUGCCACAUCACCAGGGAGGAAGUUCACAUCCUGUCGCAUUAGGACGGCCAGUGAGGGAGAUGGGAGCGUCACCAGGCCUGUGUCGAUUUCUAUACCGGUUUCUGAAAGUCCCUCCAGUCCCAGUUCUGGGAAUCACCUCAUGAGGUCCCACACCCUCAGCAAUGGGCGCACCUGCAGGAUGCUGGAGUCUGCUUCCAAUCUCCAUCAUAGUCGUUCAAUGCCGGUAUCUAACUCCCCUCCUGCUGCCUCCAGCCCUAUUAGUGUGUCUCCCAGAGGAGGAGCAAGAGUCUCAACACCAGACAAAGGUAGAAGACCCUUCAGCUGCAGUGCCUCCAUAUCUGGCUCCCUCAGCGACACUGGCUUCCUUCUCUGUGAUGAUUACAGCUUAAGCCCAGGUGAACCCAAGUUUCUUACUUUGACUAGAAGUGACACUCCAGACUCCCUGUCUAGCACACCACCCUCUCAUGACUUGAGUGACCCCUGUGGCUACAUGCUAAUGGACAUGGCUAACGGUAGCAGGUCUGGUUUUGGGAUCGACGGUCAGAUUUCUGACAAGGCAUACAGGAAGAGAACACACUCUCUCACCACACCACGGCAACAGAAAGUGGUGACCCCACUGUCCUCAGCUUCCUUGGAUGAGUACACUUUGAUGAGGUUGGCCAAUGGACAAAACUCCCAAUCUGCUUCACCCAAAGUGUGUUAUCCAGAGGAUUACGGCGACAUAGAAAUUGGUUCAUCCCGGAGCUCCAGUUGCAACCUUGGUGAUGAUGGUUAUAUGCCCAUGACACCAGGUGUAGCACCCCAGUCUGGUAAGGCAGACAACUAUGUGCCCAUGAGCCCUAUGUGUGUCUCAGCACCAAAGCAAAUUGUCAACCCAAGGGUGCAUCCACAGGCAGUUUCCAAUGGCAGUUACAAGGCCAACUCCCCGUGUAGUGGCUCUCUGGAAGACAAUGGCUACAUGAGGAUGUGGUGCGGCUCCAAAUCCUCAAUGGACAGCCCUGACAGACACGGCGAGUACAUGAACAUGUCACCAGGAAACCCACCACCUCUGCAGACACCUCCUGAUUACUACUUAAGCCCGGUCACUGGGGAGCAAUCGCCAAUAAGGCCAACUUACCAGCUGGGCUCCCUCACACUGCCUGCAAAACUUCAGUCAUCCAAGAAUGAAGACAGUGGCCAGUAUGUAUUGAUGAGCCCACAGAGUUCAAGGCAGAGGGCCGGGGAGUCAGACUAUUAUUCAGUAAUGCAGCCAUCUGCAGGUCAGAUGUCCCCUCUGAGUCCCUCAGUUCCCUCCCCAGGCAGGAAUCGUCGAGCAGAGAGUCUGGCUUACAGAGGAAGGCUGGGGAGACCCAACAGGCUAUCUCUAGACACCCUGAGAACCCUGCCUAGCAUGAAUGAGCAUCCCCUUCCCUUAGAACCUCGCAGCCCUGGUGAAUACAUCAACAUUGAAUUCAGCAGCAACAGAUCCUCCCCACCAUCGGUCAUGUCAACCGAGAGUCAGUCUUCAUCUCUGGGGUCCAGCAGUGGAGGCCAGGGAAGGUCAUCCCUUUCAGACUACAUCAACCUAGAGUUGGGUUCACACUCACCCAAAGAGGCUGACACUCCUGUUGAGCGACUGGUCACUCUGCCAGAGCAUUCCUCAUGCCCCGGCUCAGAUGAGGAUGUAGUUUACCACAUAGAAAGUGAGAAAAGUCCCCGAAGCUACGACAAUGUGGUGAACAAUGACUACACUGAGAUGACAUUUGGGAUGACUAGCUCCCCCCCACAGCUUGUUCCUCAGAACUCAAGCCAGAGCUGCAGGGAGAGGAGGGUAUCCCUUGAGGACCAAGGUGUUCCUGAACGGAUUGGGGUCUUCCUGCUUGGAACAGGGACCUCCUCUAUUGUGGACCCAGACUGCUCCGCAAAGGUCAUCCGGGCCAAUCCGCAGGGACGCCGCCGCCACAGCUCGGAAACCUUCUCCUCCACAGCCACCGUCACCCCGGUGUUUCCCUCCUUCGCACGCGGCGACGCCAUGAAGAGGCCCAGCUCGGUGGAGAACAUCUCAUCGCGCAGCAGUGAGGGUUCUGACGAGGAGUACGGCAGUCCCGUGAACCGCCACAGCUCAACCGGCUACCCUAACGGACUCAACUAUAUCGCCUUGAACCUGCUGGACAACAGAGAUGUGGAGAAAUGUGGGGACCUGGUUGGCUUUAAACCCACCAUUAGCUGCAAAGGGGGCGUCAACAGAUUACACAACACACCUUAUGUCUGUCUGGGAUUCAAGGAGGCUGCAACCACUGCCAAAGACUGAAGGACGUGGCUCGUCCUCGGAUUUGGUGUCUUGACCUGCUGCUCGAAACAAAAACAAGCAAACAAAGAAAAAAAGACUUUGCCCUUCCGCCGGGGCUCUGUGACCCGAAAAGACUGUGUAGACCUAUUAUCAUCGCAAGCCGCCAGCUAGCACGCACCCAAGAAAAAAAAGAAAAACAGGUCACCAUCCUAAAUAUGUAGUGUAUCUGAAGGCAGUGUAGGUGUUUAUGUGUGUUGGUACUUCUCCUGCACUUUGAGAGGCCAUUUCUCCUGUGACCUAAAUAGUGGCACAAGCACAGAAGCAACGAUAGUCAGACAAUAACAAAUCUCUAAUGGUACCCAGAUACCAUUAUUUACUUGAGGGUAGCUUAACGUCAGUGUGCAAGUGUUUGUAUCUUAGACUCAGUACGAGCAACAAGUGUGUCAGUGAACCAUUCAAACAUGCUGUAGGGAUGGAAUACCAAGGUACACUGAGUAAAUACAAAUAUUUAUAUAUAAGAUAUACAUUAGACGUUUUAUUUAUUUUUGGAUGAUGAAUGUCUGAUAAGACCUACGAAAUGCCUUAAUGUGUAUACUUUCCUUAUGUUUUCUUUGAAAUAAGAGAUAGAUAUAUAUAUAGGGUAUAUUUGUUUAGACCUACAUCUCUAUAUUGUUAUCUUGUGAAAAGCAAAGUGCAUAGUUUACCAUUAAAUAUAUAUUAUUUCUGAAAUGUACAGAACCAGUUUGGCUGCUUGAUAUCGGAUUUAUUCUAUUAAUAUUAAUAUUAAAAGUAUUUUCUUAAAUAAUUUUAUUCAUUCAAACCCAUUUUAUUUUUUUGGUCCGGAUAGAAAAAGAAAACUAUUUCUAAAUAAUAAUAAUGUUAUGCAUGUCUUUGUUACUUAACUCAGACCCUAAAAAGAAAAAAAAACACACCAGGCACUGAACCUCUCACAGUUCCUCAGUCA